Nymphaea colorata (pocket water lily) is the source of this 695-nucleotide messenger RNA. RefSeq lists its product as uncharacterized. The record is from RefSeq and is a predicted model, not a curated record. The transcript has 2 exons. Gene Ontology annotation, cellular component: endomembrane system. The coding region runs from base 148 to 456 and encodes 102 amino acids. Lineage: Eukaryota; Viridiplantae; Streptophyta; Magnoliopsida; Nymphaeales; Nymphaeaceae.
UUCACGAUUUGUCCGAGGAAAAAACUUUGUCACGGAGUCACGAGAAAACAACAGCUGCUUCUUCCUUCUCCUCUCUCUCUCUCUCUCUCCCGGUGCAAAAGUACCUUCCCUUAGGCCCUGGUCUCUCUCAUUCGCAGAACUGCUUCAAUGGCUUACGUCGAUCACGCGUUCUCCAUAUCAGACGAGGACGCGUUGGAACCGUCCGGCGCCGUCCAGAAUCGUUCCCCUGUAAGGGAGGUCUCCCUUGCCAUUGCCCUCCUUGUCUUUGGGACCCUAUCGAUCGCCUUCGGUCUCUACAUGGCCUCUAACAAGAUCGGCGGCGAUAGAAUUCAUGGUAUCUUCUUUGCGGGAUUAGGAUCAGCUCUUUUUCUUCCUGGGUUUUAUUACACAAGGAUUGCAUACUACGCAUACAAGGGUUACAAGGGAUUCUCAUUCUCAAAUAUUCCACCAGUAUAGACCAUAUUAAAAUGUUUGCCACCGCAGAUGGCAUUUCUGGCACAACUUCGGUGGUGUUACAAUUGUCUAUGUACAGAUCCAUUUUUCUGUUUUUAGUUCAUAGUCUACACUCAUAUCUUAUGUAAAUGGUCCCUCAUAAUCAAAUUUCCACAAAUGUAACACCACCUAUAAAUUUCAGAUAAUAUCCUCUGUGAUUAUACAUAACACAUACGUAGAAUUACACAAAAAUUGUAUAUCUA